Paecilomyces variotii is the source of this 975-nucleotide messenger RNA. Its product is annotated as Fructosamine kinase-domain-containing protein. The record is from RefSeq and is a predicted model, not a curated record. The coding region runs from base 1 to 975 and encodes 324 amino acids. The transcript has 5 exons. Lineage: Eukaryota; Fungi; Ascomycota; Eurotiomycetes; Eurotiales; Thermoascaceae.
AUGGGCCAUAGGGGAACGACCUGUUCAGAACCAACAAGGAUAAGUACUGAACUUGAUCCGAGUAUUCUAUCAGCACUCCCUAAAGACUGUCGAAUACACACCGUCAAGCCCCAUGGCACCAGCUUCUUCGCUAGCACCGGUCGCAUAGACGUCGAGCUGGCAGAUGGAACCCCGUCGUCCUUCUUCAUAAAGGUCCUACCAGGAGAAACAGGAAGGAAUAUCGUCCACGGCGAAUUUGAGUCGAUGAAAGCAAUCCACGCCACAUCAUCUGACUUUGUACCCAGGCCCAUUGCCUGGGGCACAUACCGCGAUGUACCAGGUACACAUUUCUUCCUAUCCGAGUAUCGGGAGAUGAGGCACGAAAUGCCAGAUCCGCACGACUUCGGCGGAUGUCUAGCGACACUUCACCAGAAGAGCAAAUCCCCAAAUGGAAAAUUCGGCUUCCACGUUCCUACAUACAGUGGGAAUCUCGCCCAGUUUACAGAUUGGGAAGAAAGCUGGGAAGUAUUCUUUUCGAAGAGCCUGAAGAAGGCCUUGGAAUUGGAGAUACAAGUAAAAGGGCACGAUCCUGAAUUUGACGUGUUAGUGCCGGUUAUCUUUGAUAAAGUCAUACCUCGUCUGCUUCGUCCGCUCGAGAGUGAUGGGCGAUCGGUGAAACCGUCCCUCGUUCAUGGGGAUUUGUGGUAUGCGAAUUCGGGAAUCGAUGUCAAGACAGGGACACCUGUUGUGUUUGAUGCUUGUUGCUUUUACGCGCAUAAUGAAUAUGAAUUUGGCCAAUGGCGACCAACGUGCAAUCGCUUUGGCGACGAGUAUUUGUCUGCGUACCACGAAUAUGUGCCUAAGUCUUCGCCCGAGGAGGAUUAUGAUGGACGCUUAGACCUUUAUAAACUGCGCUUCAACACUCAUGUAUCCGCUCUAUUCCCUGACAACUGGGCGCUUAGGAAGCAGUAUGUGUCUCUGAACAAUAACCACUGA